Penicillium verrucosum is the source of this 1326-nucleotide messenger RNA. RefSeq names its product aminotransferase-like domain-containing protein. The transcript has 3 exons. The record is from RefSeq and is a predicted model, not a curated record. NCBI's taxonomy places the organism in Eukaryota, Fungi, Ascomycota, Eurotiomycetes, Eurotiales, Aspergillaceae. Gene Ontology annotation, biological process: biosynthetic process. Gene Ontology annotation, molecular function: L-2-aminoadipate:2-oxoglutarate transaminase activity; pyridoxal phosphate binding. The coding region runs from base 1 to 1326 and encodes 441 amino acids.
AUGGGAUCUCUUGUGAACGAUGUGAUUGACCUCUUUCGCGGUCACCCAAACCCAGGCUUGUUGCCGAUGGACGCCUUGACGGCGGCCUCGGCGGCGGUCAUGGCCGACCCCAAGAUCCAAGCGGACGCGUUGGUAUAUGGCCCCGAUGAGGGUUAUGCGCCUCUGCGACAACAUGUGGCCGAGUGGUUAACCUCGUUCUACCAGCCUCCUGAGCCUAGCCCGGCCGAGAGGAUCUGUAUUACGGGCGGUGCCAGCCAAAACUUGGCGUGCAUUUUACAAGUAUACACGGAUCCAGUCUACACCCGCAAUGUGUGGAUGGUGGCCCCCACGUAUUUUCUGGCGUGCCGGAUGAUGGACGAUGCCGGUUUUACCGGUCGAAUGCGCGCAAUUCCCGAGGACGAGUCCGGAAUUGAUUUGGCGUAUUUGCGUCGAGAAUUGAUCGCGUCGGAAGCAAAAGCGGUUGAAGAAGGCAACCUGAAGCCGACCCAUAAACCCUCUCGACCAUGGGGCAAGGUAUACAAGCAUCUGAUCUAUGCAAUCCCAACCUUCUCAAACCCAGCCACCCGGACGAUGUCAUUGUCAGAGCGAGAGCAGCUAGUUCGGCUGGCGCGGGAGUUUGAUGCGCUGAUCAUCACGGACGACGUAUACGACUUCCUCCAAUGGUCGCCGGAUCCUACACAACAGCUCCCAGCGCCUGGUCGCGCUUGUCAGCCGCGUCUGGUCGACGUGGAUCGAUACCUCGACGGGGGGCCCCGGGACGAAUGGGGUCACACCGUCAGCAACGGCAGUUUUAGCAAGCUGAUCGGACCGGGAACACGCACAGGGUGGGCCGAGGGGACGGAAAAGAUGGCCUGGGGUAUAUCACAAGCCGGCUCGACUCGGUCUGGAGGGGCCCCAUCGCACCUCGCCGCCGCGAUCAUUGACCAGCUCUUUCCGACUGGGGUGUUCCAACAGUACUUGGAAAAGAGCUUGCAGCCGAUGUAUUCGAGAAGAUAUCACCGUUUGAUGGACGCCAUUCGAGAACAUCUACUUCCCCUCGGAGUUACUCUUCCCCCCCAGCCCAAGGUGGCGGGUGGCUAUUUCAUCUGGGCUCAGCUUCCGGCUCCAUUAUCAGCCAAUACGCUAGCACCAAUUUCACUACAGGCACAUGGAGUGAAAGUGGCCACGGGCGGCAUCUUUCAGGUUCAGGGGGAUCCUUCGUCUGACCAAGCGGGGCUGGACCGCUACAUUCGACUCUGUUUCGCUUGGGAGGACGAGGGUCGAUUGACGGAGGGAGUUCGUCGGCUGGCGUGUGCGAUGCUAGAAAUAUUGGAGAAGUCGGUGUAA